UCAAGCGUAUGAUUCUUUCUUCUUGUGGGGAUUCAUUCACAAAGCCAAGAUCUUCAAACGAACCAAACGAGUAUGUGGAAAUCAAAUCCUCCUCUUCUUAAGUUUGGCCCCAUCGUUAUCCUAGAAGUAUGCUAUGUAAAACGAAAUUGUGGAGUGCCACAUCGUCCACGUCCAUCUCCCAUCUGAACCCACUUCACAAAUUCUUUCACCAAACCAAGCGAUUGAUCAAAUCCACGAGUACCCAACAAUCAAAAGCCCAUUUGGCGGAACACUCAUCUUCGCAGCACUUCUCGGAUCAAAUUUACAGCUACCUGUUCUCUCGACUCAAGUCACCCUUCGAUCUCCUUGAAGCCAAGAGACUGCACGCCGUUUUGAUUGUCGGUGGGGUCUUUGAGCCAGGGACUAAUGAUGGGUUGUUUGGUUCACAGCUCGUCAACGUUUAUGUCAGAUUUGGCCGUCUCGAUGAUGCACUUGAUGUGUUCGAAGAAAUGCCCAGGAAGAGUAAUGUUGCUUACAAUGCCAUUCUUAGGGGAUUGGUCAGCGCGGAGCGGUUCUCCGAAGCCAUUGAUUUCUUCCGAUGGAUGCUUAGGGAAGAUAUUAUCCCUGACAAUUUCACUUAUCCAAUUGUUCUCAAGGCUUGUUCCGGGUCAAAUGACCUCGAGGUGGGAGAAAAAGUGUGCGACUUAAUCAAGUUUAAUGAGACUAAAUUUAAUGCAAAACGGAAUGCUUACGUUGAAUGUGCCAUGAUCGACAUGUUUGCUAAAUGCGGUAGCUUAGCAGAGGCACGCAAUGUAUUUGAGGAGAUGCCGAGGAAGGAUUUAGCUUCUUGGAGUGCAAUGAUAGGCGGGGCCGUCCACAACGGGGAUUCGCUUGAAGCAUUGAGUCUGUUUAAAAGAAUGGGGCAGGAAGGGUUGAAACCCGAUUCUGUGACUGUGGCAAGCAUUUUGCCUGCGUGCGGCAAAUUGGAAGAUGCACAUAUGGGAAUGGCAUUGCAAGGAUUUGCAGUGAGGUGUGGUUUUGAGAGUGAUAUAUACGUUUCAAAUGCUCUCAUAGAUAUGUACGGUAAAUGCAUGCUCCUUAACAAGGCAAGUGAAGUGUUUUGCAAUAUCGUGAAUAAGGAUGCAGUGUCUUGGAGUGCCAUUAUUGCGGGUUACUCGCAGAAUGGCGAGUAUUGCCGGAGUGUGGAGCUUUAUCUAGAUAUGAGCAAUGCGGGCAUAAAAACUAAUGUCAUUGUUGCAUCGAGAGUUUUGCCUGGACUUGGAAAGCUGAAGUUGCUGAAACAUGGAAAAGAGAUGCACGGUUAUUCACUUAAACAAGGGUUUGAAUCUGAUGGUGUUAUAGGGAGCGCACUAAUUGAUAUGUAUAUGAACUGUGGAACAAAAAGAGCAGCAGAGAAUAUUUUAUACACGUCGCCUUUUCGUGAAAUUGUGAUGUUCAACUCAAUGAUUGCCGGUUAUUCAAUAUCGGGCGAUUCUGAUUCAGCCCUUGGCGUAUUCCGGAAUAUCUGGAAGUUCGAUCUCACACCAAAUGCUGUAACAAUUCUAAGCAUUCUUCCUGUAUGUACUGAAACUGGGAAUGUUACCCAUGGAAAAGAAAUCCAUGGCUACACAAUUAGGACAAGAAUUGGAGAAGUGGUAUCUGUUGAAAACUCUUUGAUAGAAAUGUAUUGCAAGCGUGGACAUUUAGAAGUCGGAAUCAAGGUUUUCAAUGGCAUGAUGGAAAAGAAUAUCGUGACAUAUAACACGAUCAUCUGCGCUCAUGCAACCCAUGGUCUGGGAGAGCAGGCACUCUCAUUUUUCGAAGAAAUGAAGGAGUUGAGAAUGAGACCCAACAAAGUUACCUUCAUUGGACUCCUUUCGGCUUGUAGCCAUGCAGGUUUGGUUGAGAAAGGAUGGCGUCUCUAUGAUGCAAUGAGAAGCGAAUACAAGAUUAUGCCAGAAAGGGAACACUAUUCAUGCAUGGUGGACCUUCUGGGAAGAGCGGGACAGCUCGACCGUGCGUUCAUCUUCAUCAAGGAAAUGCCUGUGGAACCGGAUAUUAGUGUCUGGGGAAGUUUACUGAGUGCUUGCAGACCUCAUAACAACGUUGUGCUAGCUAGUUUUGUGGGAAGGAAAAUCAUAGAUGAGAACCUGAUAGAUCCAGGACACCACAUGCUUCUGUACCAGAUUUACGCAUCCUGCCAGAGAUGGCAGGAUGCUUCACUUGUCAGGUCGGUGAUAAAAGAGAAGGGCUUGUCGAAGACCCCUGGAAGGAGUUGGAUCCAGAUCGGGUUUGGAAUUCACACAUUCCAUGCAAGAGGUCAGAUACAUCCCGAGUCGGACAACAUCUACCGAGUUUUGGAUCUCUUGCUAUUGGAGAUGAAGGAGAAAGGGGACGUACUGGAUCAAGGUUCUUCAUCCGAGGAUCUAAUAGAGAAAAGUGGCUAGCAACUAAAGGAAAAUUAUCGGUUGGGUAUAAGAAUGCUACCGCGAGGACCGGACAACAAGACAAACAACAGUUGUCGUCUGAAAGCGUUCCCUCGAGAAUGAAUCUCCUAAAGCUCGGAGCAGAAUGGAGGGCUGGUUCCGUGAGGAAAAGAAGUUGUAGCUUGCUCCACCGAUUUCGCUGGUCUAGGGGUGGCCCACUCUUCGGGAGUCGCCAGGCGGGUUGAGAUAGUGUUUCCAGUGGCUGCUGGUGUCGGACAUAGCUUCUAUGCU
Molecule: messenger RNA, 2696 nt
Organism: Rhodamnia argentea
Lineage: Eukaryota; Viridiplantae; Streptophyta; Magnoliopsida; Myrtales; Myrtaceae
Product: putative pentatricopeptide repeat-containing protein At3g01580
Exons: 1
Coding region: 129-2426 (765 amino acids)
Biological process (GO): RNA modification
Molecular function (GO): RNA binding; protein binding
Source: RefSeq, a predicted model, not a curated record